Molecule: messenger RNA, 1694 nt
Organism: Folsomia candida
Lineage: Eukaryota; Metazoa; Arthropoda; Collembola; Entomobryomorpha; Isotomidae
Gene: CtBP
Product: C-terminal-binding protein
Exons: 6
Coding region: 244-1500 (418 amino acids)
Molecular function (GO): transcription corepressor activity; oxidoreductase activity, acting on the CH-OH group of donors, NAD or NADP as acceptor; NAD binding
Source: RefSeq, a predicted model, not a curated record
CGCUGCUCAGUUCCCCUCCGACGUUGAGGCUGAACGGUCGCAGUCUUCUUUCCUCUCUCUCUCUGUCUCUCUCUCUGUCUGCCUGCCUGCCUGCCAAGCUACCACCACCACCACCACGACGAGGACGACGGUGAAUUAUAUUAUUUGCUCCAACUACUAGAAUAUUUCAGUGUCUUGUGAACUUCUUCGAACCAGUGGUGACCUGUUCGUGUUGGAUGUGUUUUUGUGACGACGGGGAGGAAAAUGUUGCCAUCAUCGUCUAACAAACGGCCGCGUAGUGAGGGGCGCGGGCCACUGAACAACGGGCCGAUGCACACCCGGCCGCUCGUCGCUCUGCUGGAUGGAAGGGAUUGUUCGAUUGAAAUGCCGAUUUUGAAAGAUGUUGCUACCGUGGCGUUUUGCGAUGCACAGUCGACGGCUGAGAUUCAUGAGAAGGUGUUGAACGAGGCGGUGGGAGCCCUCAUGUGGCACACCAUUACCCUCACGAAGGAAGAUCUCGAGAAGUUCAAAGCGCUCAGGAUCAUUGUCAGAAUUGGAUCAGGAGUUGACAACAUUGAUGUCAAGGCGGCUGGAGAGUUGGGAAUUGCAGUGUGCAAUGUACCCGGCUAUGGAGUUGAGGAAGUGGCGGACACCACGCUUUGUCUAAUUCUGAAUCUCUACCGACGAACUUACUGGCUGGCUAACAUGGUGAGGGAUGGAAAAAAGUUUACUGGUCCUGAACAGAUUCAGGUACGGGAGGCUGCCCAGGGGUGUGCCCGGAUACGUGGCGACACGUUGGGCAUUGUUGGUUUGGGCCGUAUUGGCUCUGCGGUUGCAUUGAGGGCUAAAGCCUUUGGCUUCAAUGUCAUCUUUUACGACCCAUAUCUACCGGAUGGUAUUGAAAAAAGCUUGGGAGUCACGAGGGUGUACACGCUGCAAGAUCUCUUGUUUCAGUCCGACUGUGUGUCACUUCAUUGCACUCUUAAUGAACAUAAUCAUCAUCUCAUUAACGAGUACACACUCAAACAAAUGCGACCAGGAGCAUUUUUGGUGAACACGGCCAGAGGAGGACUGGUGGACGAAUCAGCAUUAGCUUCGGCACUCCGGGAGGGUAGAAUAAGAUCUGCAGCAUUGGACGUUCAUGAAAAUGAACCAUUUAACGUGUUCCAAGGACCACUGAAAGAUGCACCUAAUCUAAUCUGCACUCCUCAUGCUGCAUUCUUCUCGGAUGCUUCUUGCACUGAAUUAAGGGAAAUGGCGGCUUCAGAAAUUCGGCGCGCCAUCGUGGGAAGGAUCCCAGAUUCUCUGAGAAACUGUGUCAACAAAGAGUAUUUUAUGGGGGGUUCGACCGGCACUGGCGGGUCAGGGUUCCCUGAUGGAUUAAAUGGGAGUUACUAUGCGGCAGCAGCAGCGGCUGCAGGCGCCGGUCCAGGCGCAGCACUACAAGCAGCUCAUUCCACUACGGCCAAUGAAUCAGGGAAUCAACCACCAUCCCUGUCACACUCACGUCCUGCUGUUUAAAAUUAUAUUUACAGCCUUUCUAUAAACAUGUUUCCUUUGAUAAAGCAAAACUUUAAGAUUUUUUUUUAAAAUACGUGAUUCUUACAUAUGAGUCUAUCUGUAUUUGUUUUAUAUAUCUAUCAUUGUCGUUAUGUCAGUGGCUAAAUCUUACAAUGAAAUAUUUUGUCUGCAAAUAAAAUAAUUAUCCACAUGUA